Molecule: messenger RNA, 1187 nt
Organism: Prunus mume (Japanese apricot)
Lineage: Eukaryota; Viridiplantae; Streptophyta; Magnoliopsida; Rosales; Rosaceae
Source: RefSeq, a predicted model, not a curated record
UUCUCGGCGUUCUGCGUGAAAAACCUCUUUCUCUGCGUGAAAACAAAUUUUCAAACUUUCUCUCUCUGUUUUAUUUAGUUAUUCACCACUUGAUUAAUUUGGAAGAGCAAAUCAGUUUCCUCUCUGUCAAUAGUGUAUGUAUCUUUGAGUAACUUAGUCAAAGCUCAGGUGCAGGUUCUCUGUUUUCUAAAAUCUACAUAGACCAGCCAUAUGCAGACAGACAAGGUGCCAUGGACAUCCCUCUGCCUCUUAGUAAAUUAACUCUGCAUUUGGUUAAUCGUGACGACAAGGACAAGAAGUAUGUAGUUCUAGUAGCAACUGGAAGUUUCAAUCCUCCUACUUAUAUGCAUUUACGAUUGUUCGAGCUGGCGAGAGAUGCACUGAAUUCACAAGGCUUUUGUGUCAUUGGAGGUUAUAUGUCGCCUGUUAAUGAUGCGUACUAUAAGAAGGGCCUUAUAUCUGCUGAACAUCGUAUACAGUUGUGCAAUCUAGCCUGCCAGAGUUCAGAAUUUAUAAUGGUUGAUCCUUGGGAGGCAAGACAAAGUAGCUUCCAACGCACUUUAACUGUUCUGUCUAGAGUCAAGGAUUUCUUGUCUGAGUCUGGGCUGAUACCAAGUGAAUACCUUAAGUGCAUGCUUGUGUGUGGCUCUGAUCUACUCCACUCUUUUGGCAUUCCUGGAGUUUGGAUUGCUGAACAGGUCAGAGGCAUAUGCAGAGAUUAUGGUGUGGUUUGCAUUCGCAGGGAGGGACAAGAUGUUGAUAAAAUUAUAUCAAAUGAUGAAAUUUUGAAAGAGAACAGGGGCAAUAUAAGGAUCGUGAACGAACUUGUACCUAACCAAAUAAGUUCUACAAGAGUAAGGGAUUGCAUUUCAAGAGGAUUGUCGAUAAAAUAUCUGACUGCAGAUGAAGUAAUUGUUUACAUCAGAGAACAUCAUCUCUACUCGAACUCAAAUGACAAGUGAUGAAGAAGAUAUCUUCAUCAUACACAGCACAUGUUUAUCAGAUCAUUCCGUAGAAAGUAAUCGAUUGAUUGAUAAAACAAAUUCUGCCAUGUUUAUCAGAUUUUUCUGUAGAUAUGACAAAACCAAAUCGCAGUUCUCAAGGAAUUAUCAAGUUACAUUAAAGAGUAUCCAAAUUCAAAACUAAUUGGGAAUGGAUGAAGAGGGCAUAGGGCAUCGCAUUUAUUU